CUCUGAGGGAGAUCAAGAGUUUGAAUGUAGUUUAGGUAAUUAUCAAUCCAGAGGACUGUUGAGAUGGGUGAAUGAGAGGAAAGGCAAGCUCCUGAGGACAGGUUCUUGAAGAGACGUAACACUGAGAAGGGAGACCCCACGGACACUGAGGAGAAAGAAGGACUGCCCUACUAUGCAGUGGCUGAAGAGUUUCCAGAUCUUCAAAGUCUUACAGGGCUUCUCCCUUAGCCCCACCCAGCUGUACAGACGGUUGUUUUCAAGAGUUAGAGCUCCAAGAUGGAAUGACCAUGAUUCACCUGAGGAGUUUAACUUUGCAAGUGACGUCCUGGACUAUUGGGCUCAAAUGGAGGAGGAGGGCAAGAGAGGACCAAAUCCAGCCUUUUGGUGGGUGAAUGGCCAAGGAGAUGAAAUAAAGUGGAGCUUCAGGGAGCUGAGGGACCUCACCUGUCGCACUGCCAACGUCUUUGAGCAGAUCUGUGGCCUGCAACAAGGAGACCGCCUGGCCUUGAUUCUGCCCCGAGUGCCCGAGUGGUGGCUGGUGACAGUGGGCUGCAUUAGAACAGGGAUCAUCUUCAUUCCUGGGACUACCCAACUGAAAGCCAAGGACAUUCUCUACCGAAUACAAAUGUCUCAAGCCAAAGCCAUUGUGACCACAGCUAGCCUUAUCCCAGAGAUGGAAUCUGUGGCUUCUGAGUGUCCUGAUCUGAAAACCAAGCUGGUGGUGUCUGAUCAUAGCCAUGAAGGGUGGCUUGACUUCUGGUCCCUGAUUAAAUCAGCAUCACCAGACCAUACUUGUAUUAAGUCAAAGAUGAAGGAUCCCAUGGUCAUCUUCUUCACCAGUGGGACCACAGGUUACCCCAAGAUGGCAAAACACAACCAGGGACUUGCCUUCCGGUCGUGCAUCCCUUCGUGCAGAAAAAUAUUGAAGCUGAAGACAUCUGACACCUUGUGGUGCAUGUCAGACCCAGGAUGGAUUAUGGCUACCUUGGGGUGCCUGAUCGAGCCAUGGACAUCAGGAUCUACACUCUUCAUCCACCACCUCCCUCAAUUCGACCCCAAAGUCAUUGUAGAGGUACUGUUCAAAUACCCCAUCACUCAGUGCCUUGCUGCCCCAGGCGUGUAUCGAAUGAUUCUUCAGCAGAAAAUCUCCAACCUCAGGUUCCCCACUCUGGAGCAUUGCACUAGUGGUGGGGAGAGCCUGCUGCCUGAGGAAUAUGAGCAGUGGAAGAAAAGGACAGGUCUUCCCAUCCACGAGAUCUAUGGACAGUCAGAAACGGGGAUCAGCAGUGCCACUCUCCGGGAAAUGAAGAUCAAGCAAGGCUCCAUAGGGAAGGCCGUUUUACCCUUUGACAUGCAGAUCAUCGAUAAAAAGGGCAACAUCCUCCCACCCAACACUGAAGGAUACAUUGGCAUCAGGAUCAAGCCCACCAGGCCUCUAGGCCUCUUCAUGGAAUAUGAGAAUAGCCCAGAGAACACAUCUGAAGUAGAGUGUGGGGACUUUUACAAUACUGGGGAUAGAGCAACCAUUGAUGAAGACGGCUACAUCUGGUUCUUGGGAAGGGGCGAUGAUGUCAUCAAUGCUUCCGGGUACCGCAUCGGGCCUGCAGAGGUGGAGAACGCCUUGGUGGAACACCCAGCAGUGGCAGAGUCUGCUGUGGUGAGCAGCCCUGACAAGGAUCGAGGAGAGGUGGUGAAGGCGUUUAUUGUCCUCAACCCAGAGUUCCUGUCACAUGACCAGGGACAGCUUAUCAAAGAGCUACAGCAUCAUGUGAAGUCAGUGACGGCGCCAUACAAGUACCCCAGGAAGGUGGAGUUUGUUUCAGAAUUGCCCAAAACUGUCACGGGCAAAAUCAAAAGGAAGGAACUUCGAAACAAGGAGUUUGGUCAGCUAUGAACAGCAAUCAGUGCAGAGCAUGCUGUGACCUGAAUCCUUGGCUGUUGGUGGUGGGGUGGGGUGGAAUGAGGACGGAAUGCAGGAAGGGUAAGUGUGGAAGAGAAAACCAAGACCCAACAUUUUUGCUUUUUUCAAACUCAAUUACUCCCCUUCCUGGAUGGCCACAGUACAUUUUCAGACUGUUUGUGGGCAAUAAAAAUACUGACUUGAAUAGCA
Molecule: messenger RNA, 2110 nt
Organism: Mus pahari (shrew mouse)
Lineage: Eukaryota; Metazoa; Chordata; Mammalia; Rodentia; Muridae
Gene: Acsm1
Product: acyl-CoA synthetase medium chain family member 1
Exons: 14
Coding region: 173-1894 (573 amino acids)
Biological process (GO): fatty acid biosynthetic process; acyl-CoA metabolic process
Cellular component (GO): mitochondrial matrix
Molecular function (GO): fatty-acyl-CoA synthase activity; fatty acid ligase activity
Source: RefSeq, a predicted model, not a curated record